Caenorhabditis bovis is the source of this 1122-nucleotide messenger RNA. The record is from the annotation of a GenBank genome assembly. NCBI's taxonomy places the organism in Eukaryota, Metazoa, Nematoda, Chromadorea, Rhabditida, Rhabditidae.
AUGACCGAAAAUGUUGCACCAACCAUCGAUGAAGUCGAUUCUAAAAUUGUUAAGCAACUUGAAUAUUAUUUUGGCAAUAUUAAUCUUCCAAGAGACAAGUUUCUCCAAGAACAAUUGAAAGAAGAUGAAGGAUGGGUUCCGCUCACAACCAUGUUGAAAUUUAAUCGACUCGCAGCUAUCAGUUCUGAUGUUGAAAAAAUUGCAAACGCUGUUAAAAAUUCGAUGUCGGAAAUCGUAUCUAUCUCCGAAGAUAAACAAAAGAUUAGACGAAAUCCUGAAAAUCCUCUUCCAGAGAACUCAUUAGAGUAUUGGCAAAAGAUCAAACACAGAACAGUUUAUAUGAAAGGAUUCCCUCAAGAUACCCAACUUGAUGCUAUAAUGAGCUGGGCUAAUAAAUUCGGAGAAGUUGAAAAUAUUUUGAUGCGCCGUGUUAAACCAGGCGACCGUACAUUUAAGGGUAGUAUCUUUGCUACUUACAAAACUAGGGAGGAAGCAGAAGUUGCCCAAAAAUCUGAGGAGAAAUUCAACGACAUUGAGUUGGUGAAAAUGAUGCAGGACGACUAUUGGACGUUAAAAAACAAAGAGACAAAGGAGGCGCGGGCUGCAAAUAAAGCUGCAAAAGCUGCUAAGAAUGCCAGUGAAAAUGCUGAAAAGGAUAAGGCUAAAAAUGUUGCACGUUUCGAUAAAGGACUCAUUUUGUCUAUUGAUGGACUCGGCGAUCAAGCGACCGUCGAUACUAUUAAAACUUUCUUUAAGGCCUAUGGAUCCGUCGGAUAUGUUGCGCAUGAGAACGGCAGUACUACAGCAGAGAUCAGAUUCAACAACGACUCUGAAGGUGGAGCGCAGAGCGCCUGGGACAAGGCAGUUGCCGCUGGCCAGGAUGGAAAAGUCAUCUUCCAAGAAAAAGAAAUUACUGCAAAGGUGCUAGAAGGAGAAGAAGAGGAAAAAUAUUGGACUGAGUUCAACACUCGAAAGAACAACAAGGCAGGUGGGCGCGGGGGGAAAGGUGGAAGAGGUCGCGGUCGAGGAGGACGUGGUGAUCGUCGAGGCAAGCGCUUUGCUAAGGACGACUUGAAUGAAGAACCCAAAGCGAAACGAACGGUGUUCGCUGAUGGAGAGUAA